Molecule: messenger RNA, 930 nt
Organism: Parnassius mnemosyne (clouded apollo)
Lineage: Eukaryota; Metazoa; Arthropoda; Insecta; Lepidoptera; Papilionidae
Source: the annotation of a GenBank genome assembly
AUGGAAGAUAAGGCGUCGUUAAAGGAAUUGGAUCAAUGGAUUGAACAGCUAAACGAAUGCAAGCAACUGACAGAAAAUCAAGUGAAAACGUUAUGCGAUAAGGCAAAGGAGAUCCUCACCAAGGAGUCAAAUGUGCAAGAGGUAAAAUGCCCAGUAACCGUCUGCGGCGAUGUACACGGUCAGUUCCACGACUUGAUGGAGCUGUUCCGCAUAGGCGGCCGCUCACCCGACACCAACUACCUGUUCAUGGGCGACUACGUUGACCGCGGCUACUAUAGCGUGGAGACAGUCACAUUGCUUGUUGCACUUAAGGUCAGAUAUCGCGAGAGAAUAACAAUUCUCCGCGGCAAUCACGAAUCCCGUCAGAUCACUCAAGUGUACGGUUUUUACGACGAAUGUCUCCGCAAAUACGGCAACGCGUCCGUCUGGAAACAUUUUACGGACCUCUUCGAUUUUCUCCCGCUGACAGCGUUAGUUGACGGCCAGAUAUUCUGCCUCCAUGGAGGUCUGAGCCCGUCCAUCGACUCACUCGACCACAUUAGAGCGCUCGACCGCGUACAGGAAGUUCCCCACGAAGGACCCAUGUGCGAUCUCUUAUGGAGUGACCCUGAUGAUAGAGGCGGAUGGGGCAUAUCGCCUCGAGGCGCCGGCUACACGUUCGGGCAGGACAUCUCAGAGACGUUCAACCACAGCAACGGACUGACGCUGGUGUCGCGCGCGCACCAGCUCGUCAUGGAGGGCUACAACUGGUGCCACGAUCGGAACGUAGUUACCAUCUUCUCCGCACCCAACUACUGCUAUAGAUGUGGUAACCAAGCCGCUAUUAUGGAAUUGGAUGAUGCGCUUAAGUACUCAUUCCUGCAGUUCGACCCGGCCCCGCGGCGCGGCGAGCCGCACGUGACGCGGCGGACGCCCGACUACUUCAUGUAG